CCAACAUGCUCGCGCGCAGUGGGCUGUCCGUGAAAACGUCUAAGGGGCGGAAACGAUGCUAAAAACAUUAGCGACUCUCGGGGUUUUGGGUGCGUGUUUUGACGCGGAGUUUGUUGAGGACACGGAUUAAACUCGGGGUUUUGGACUCUCGUGCAUCCUCUCACACCGCGCGCGAAGACAUCAGGCCAUCUGCACGUGCUGAUUACCAAGUGUUCAGGUGGUUGGUUAGCUAACAAGCUAGCUAGCUGUUUGGAUCUCUAAGUGCAGGUCAUCCAAAAUGGAUGACAGUAAGAUGGUUGGUGGAAAGGUGAAGAAACCGGGGAAACGCGGCCGAAAGCCGGCUAAGAUCGACCUGAAGGCGAAGUUGGAACGCAGCAGACAGAGCGCGCGAGAAUGUCGAGCCAGGAAGAAGCUGCGCUACCAGUACCUGGAGGAGCUGGUGUCCAGCAAAGAGAGAGCCAUCUGCGCCCUGAGAGAAGAGCUAGAGAUGUACAAGCAGUGGUGCAUCGCCAUGGACCAAGGAAUCCCGUCGGAAAUCAAAGCUCUCCUAACCGGAGAUGAUCAGAAAGGCUCGCAAAGCAGCGGCACCAACAAAACACCCAAAAAUGGCAAAUACAACUUAUCGGGCAUCAGCCAGAGCAAGUCGACUUAGGUUAAACGUUAGACGGCUCUCUUUUAAAGACGGUCCAGCUUGCUCCGAGAGCGACGGGGUGGAGAAAUAGAGCUACGUACACUGGUGUAUAUGAAGGAUGAUGGAACAGUGCUUCAGUCACACACACACACACACACACACACACACACACACAUAGCGCGCACACACACACACACACACACACAGGUGUUUGGGGUUUUGUUAGUUGUUUAGGAGGAAACUGGGUGAGGAACACUAAAUCUCUUCAAGUCCACAGUAUUGUCUUGGUAAGAGUCAUCAUUCAGGUCAUCAUUCCCGUCUCCGAGUUAGAACGAGGUGAAGUGGCGAGUUCUUGCAGAUUUCAGAAAGUCAGAAAAGCCACCGAUGUGAAGCGUGAUAGGACAAGCGAGACGCGCGCACGCGUCGGGGGCGUGGCCAGAACCAUUAAAGCUCUAAGCACUUUAAAGAAAUCCGAAGAUUUGCAUAGCACUGGGUUAAAGCUCUUCGCUCCUGUUGAUUUCGUGAAGCGGAGUUACGGAGCGAACUUUCGUUUCGUGUGUAUUUAUUUCUUACCGAAACAUAACGCACUUUCCUUUUUCCUCCACGAAAUAAAACGUGGAUUCAGCUUUGUGUUUGUGUUUGUUUGUUUGUUUUUAGUCACUGUAAAACUUUUGCCAUCUGAUCUUCUGUCUGGAAGUCUGUGAUAUGAUACUCUGUAUUAUGUUGAUACAUUCACAUGCAUUUCCCCCUUCUCUCUCUCCCCCCUCCC
Messenger RNA from Ictalurus furcatus (blue catfish), 1400 nucleotides. RefSeq names its product cAMP responsive element binding protein-like 2 (gene crebl2). The record is from RefSeq and is a predicted model, not a curated record. Gene Ontology annotation, cellular component: nucleus. Gene Ontology annotation, biological process: regulation of DNA-templated transcription. Gene Ontology annotation, molecular function: DNA-binding transcription factor activity. Lineage: Eukaryota; Metazoa; Chordata; Actinopteri; Siluriformes; Ictaluridae.